Brassica oleracea var. oleracea is the source of this 486-nucleotide messenger RNA. RefSeq names its product glutathione S-transferase T3-like. The record is from RefSeq and is a predicted model, not a curated record. NCBI's taxonomy places the organism in Eukaryota, Viridiplantae, Streptophyta, Magnoliopsida, Brassicales, Brassicaceae. Bases 1 to 486 code for a protein of 161 amino acids. The transcript is spliced from 2 exons.
AUGGAUACCCCUGGUUUUGUGAACCUUCUCAAUAACCAAACUUCUUACAACCUAGAUUCACCCGAACCUGUUUGGUUUAGUACCGAGCAGUCUGUAGUCAUGGAUAACACCCCUGUUUCUGAUCCGCCAGCUUCCAAGGAGAGGAGAAAAUGGUCUCUCAAAGAGGAUAUAAUCCCCAUAAGCGCUUGGCUUAACACGAGUAUAGACGCUGUGGUCGGCAAUGAGCAGAAGGCUCCUCAUUUCUGGAAGAGAAUUGUAGAGUACUACAACUCAAGCCCUCAUUUGGUAGGGAAAAUACCUAGAGAGCUUGGUCAGUGCAAGCAAAGGGCCCUGAGGGAGCAGAGAAGUGGGCAAAAUGAUGAUGAUGUGAUGAAAGCUGCCCUCGAUAUCUUCUACAAUGAUUACUCCAUCAAGUUCACACUAGAACAUGCUUGGAGGGAGCUGUGGCAUGACAAGAAAUGGUGCUCCUCCUUUCUCGCUAAUUAA